Homalodisca vitripennis (glassy-winged sharpshooter) is the source of this 7114-nucleotide messenger RNA. RefSeq names its product RAC serine/threonine-protein kinase (gene Akt). The coding region runs from base 311 to 1897 and encodes 528 amino acids. The transcript is spliced from 10 exons. Gene Ontology annotation, biological process: protein phosphorylation. Lineage: Eukaryota; Metazoa; Arthropoda; Insecta; Hemiptera; Cicadellidae. Gene Ontology annotation, molecular function: ATP binding; protein serine/threonine kinase activity. The record is from RefSeq and is a predicted model, not a curated record.
UUGGGCAUAAAAAAAGAGGAUAGCGUUGCCAUUCCAUCCAAUCCCAAUCUAAGUGACCAAGUCCAGCCAUGAUUUUGACGAUUAGCGUUCGCUUGUUGUGUUAUUGUUUUGUGUAAAUCACCAUUGGAAAUAACCUUGUAAUUUGUCAACACUCUACACUGCCCUAACAGUUUUGAUGAUCACAAAUUUAAUUUUUCACGUCAAAGACCUAUAUAUAACACAGUGCGUUUGUUUUGUUUUCUGUUCAUGUAUAGCUAACCUAGCAUAAAAAAUAGUGGUGUGUAUAAAUAAUUUUCAGGUGUAAUUAAAGAUGUCGGAAAGUUCCUCAUCACAGAGUCUCCCAAACUCUGCAGUCUUCUCAUCUGCACCUGUUGUGAAAGAAGGAUGGCUCUUCAAAAGAGGAGAGCACAUCAAGAACUGGAGAUCCCGAUAUUUCCGUUUGCUGGAAGAUGGAUCUCUGAUUGGCUACAAGAACAAACCAGAUCUGCCAUUGCCUGAGCCCCUAAACAACUUCACUGUGAAGGGGUGCCAGAUCAUGAGCACAGACCGUCCCAAGCCCUAUACAUUCAUCAUCAGGGGCCUUCAGUGGACUACAGUCAUAGAGCGCACAUUCCAUGUCGAGUCUGAUAAAGAAAGAGAGGACUGGGUGGCUGCUAUCCAAGGAGUGGCUGACCGUUUGGCAGACUCGGAGGAUGUGGAGAUGAAGGGACCUCAUGGCACAGUCUCCAGCGGUACGGAGGCAAGUGGCAUCGGCACUAUGGAGGAACUGGAAUCCAAGUUUUCCCUUCAAGGCACUUCGAGUAGUAAAUCCACCGGCAAAAAGAAAGUGACACUAGAGAACUUUGAAUUCUUAAAGGUUCUUGGCAAAGGAACAUUUGGGAAAGUCAUUCUCUGUAGAGAGAAAGCAACAGGAAGAUUGUAUGCGAUAAAAAUAUUAAAGAAAGAAGUCAUCAUCCAAAAAGAUGAAGUUGCGCAUACAUUAACGGAAAACCGAGUACUUCGAACAACAAAUCAUCCUUUCCUCAUUUCGCUCAAGUAUUCAUUCCAGACUGCUGACCGACUCUGUUUUGUCAUGGAGUAUGUCAACGGUGGGGAACUAUUCUUCCAUCUAAGUAGGGAGAGAGUCUUCAGCGAGGAACGUACCAGGUUUUAUGGUGCUGAGAUCAUCUCAGCACUAGGUUACCUGCACGAGGAAGGGAUCAUUUACAGAGACCUCAAGUUGGAGAACCUCCUGUUGGACAAGGAUGGACACAUCAAGAUAGCAGACUUUGGCCUCUGUAAGGAGGAUAUCAACUACGGACAGACAACCAAGACAUUCUGUGGCACACCAGAAUACCUAGCUCCAGAGGUACUGGAAGAUAAUGACUAUGGACGAGCCGUAGACUGGUGGGGAGUAGGUGUGGUCAUGUAUGAGAUGAUGUGUGGACGGUUGCCUUUCUACAACAGAGACCAUGAUGUUCUCUUCACACUUAUACUUAUGGAAGAGGUCAAGUUCCCCAGGAAUAUAUCUGCAGACGCUAAAGACCUCUUGAGUGGACUCUUGGUAAAAGAUCCUUCAAAGAGGCUUGGAGGAGGGCCGGAAGAUGCAAAGGACAUCAAGGCACAUAACUUCUUCAGAUCCAUCAACUGGACAGAACUUAAUCAGAAAAAUAUAACACCACCGUUCAAGCCGCAGGUGAAGUCGGACACAGACACUAGAUACUUUGACACAGAGUUCACGGGGGAGAGCGUGGAACUGACGCCGCCAGAACACCAAGGCCCACUAAAUAGCAUCGCGGAGGAGUACGAGCAGCAACAGCCUUACUUCCCUCAAUUCAGCUAUCAGGACCUCGGCUCCACUCUCGGCAGUUCCACAGCCAUCAGCCUCAGUACGGGUUCGUUGGUGCAGCAACACUGACUUUACUCCACUGUCCGGCUCUAAACGUGGUAGAGUUCACGUAACUUUUACAAUAUUCAUAUUGAGUAAUUUUUACUCUCCAUUAUUUUUAAAAACAACUGCUUCUAAACCAUCAGUAGUUUCACAAUAAAAAAGAAGGUUAAAUUUAAAUUAAUGACAAAUAUUAAAAACGUAAAAUUUCAACAAAUAUUUCAGAUUUUUAAAAUUACUCUUAUCGUCUGUGUUAAUAUCUCCUAAUUAUAAAUAGCUUUAAUAAGCAGAUGGAUAUAUUUUGUAGGCACAUUAUGUAAAUUGUAAUUGUGACUGUAAAUCUGACACUCCUACCACAAAAACAUUUUAAACCGUCUUAAUAUCUGCAUUGAUUGAACCACAUGUUUUUAUUCAUCUAUGAGCAAUAAAUGUGCCAAAGUAUCUAAAACUACAAUAUUUAUGUACAAUAAGUCAAAUGUGAAUCAAUACUUUGAUAACGGUUAAUUUAGAAUUUAUUAUUAAAAUCUUUUUGUGGUAGGAGAGUUAAUUGUCUAUGUUGUCAUUUUUAUUGUUAGUACAAUCAAAUUUGAAUAAUAGAUACUAUUUACUAUUAAUCAUACUUCGGCUCACAACCAAAGAACCCUUACUGAAACAUCCUUUUUUGUAUUCACUGGAAAUUUACAAAAUACGAUUAGAAGAAUAUUUUGGUCUUCCAGUAAUUUGUAAAUUAUAAAGAAACCUUGUGUUUUGCCUGUUGUCGGAUUUCCUUCAGCCUCUGGAAGCGUAUAUGUAUACAAUGACAAGGAGGGUUAAUUGCUAGCUGUCACAAGACUGAAAAUGGCCAGAAGUCAUUAGAUUGUGGAGGACAAUCUGUGUAAUGUAAUAUCGAGAAGAAAUUGACAGGACAAGGUCAUAUAGCUAGCACGUAUACAUAUUGAAUAAAAAUUCAAAUGAUUGUUAGAACUAUACAUAUUUAUUUAUUGACUUACUGUUUGUUAAAUGUGAAUAUUACUGUAAAAUAUUGUUCGGAGGAUAUAAUUUUUCCACAAAACUAUUAUGAUGAUAAAAAAUAUAUUGUUCAAGCCCAGUUUAAUCACUGUACUAUGCGGAAAUUUACUAGUAGCCUAUGUGUGUUUAAUGUACAAGUUGUAUGUAUAUAUAGAAGUGUACGAUAAAUAUUUAAAUACAGUAGACUGCCAAAUUGGAACCGUAGGUCAUGUGCUUGUGCAUCAUCCAGGCUUUCCUGGAAUAUUUUUGUUUUAGGAAAUAUUUUUUUUAAUCCAGAGAGUCAUAUGGGUACUCUUCUUUUUGAGCAUUUGCGCGCAUUAAUGUAUUUGAUAUUACAUUUACAUGAUUAGUUUUUGCUAAAAGCUAUCGGGCAUUUAUAAUAUUUUCAUUCGUGCCGUACUUGAAUCAAUAUUGUGUUAAGUGUUAUUUGUUUAUUAUUAAUUUAUUUUUGAAACUGUUUAUAAGAAUUCAGAUGUUAAACAGGUCCUUGCAAAUAUGAAUGUUUAAAAGAAGUCAAAUGCGAAGUACAACAUUUUUUAUUUAAUGGUAUGAUACAUUGAUUACUGUAUCACGUACAUCAAUAGCUUUAUCUGGUUUCCAGUUGCAUAACUGGUUACCAGAAGAUACAGUUAUUAAUGCAUUACUAGUCACCAUUAAUAGAAAAAUAAGUAAUAAUAAUGUAGUGUUUUAAUAUUAUUUUCUAUAUUACCACAUCUCAGAAUUUAUUUUUGAUUUAUCCUAAUAUUAUCAUUUUACAAAAGUUGUUAAAAGAUAACAAACUAUCUACAUUUUUAAGUUAUUACAUUGUUGUUCCGUUUGUUAUUUAUUUUAAUUAGUUACUUUCAUUAUAUGUUUUCAGUCUAAGUCAUCUUAUUGUGUUACUCGGUUUUAACUUUAGAUUGGUUAAUGAAUGCUAUGGUUCUCAAUCUGUUGAGUAGAUAUCAGUAUAUCGCUUACUAUGAUUUCAUUUAUCUCAGUAAUUUGAUAUUUGCAUGGACCUAAAUGAUGAAAAUAAGAUUAAGAGACAUAGAGGUUGUGAUUGUAUGUGGAAUGUGUUGUGAUGUAUAAACCUACUUAUCAUGUAUUGUAGUGCUUCAGUAGUUAUAGGUGUACGCUGUUAAAGAGGCACAUUUCUUGCAGCUAAGGGCGUGUAAAAUUGUCAAAUAUGGUUAUAUUUCCUUUAAAAAUUAUACUAUAUGUUACGUUUAAAAAUUUCACAAGAAUGUUUGUUGAGACAGACAUUUAAGCUAUUCCAGUCCUGUGAUAAUAUUAUGAGUCAACGUAUUAAUUUAAAGAUGAGGUCUUAAAAUCUGUAUACGGUUUAAAAAUAUUAUUGUUAAAAUCAUUAAUUUCGAAUAAAGUCGCAAAAUUUCAAUUACAGCACAGAAUAUGAGAACUAACUGUACAUUACUGGCUGAAUCAAACUUUUUAAAUUUCAAAGUAAAGCACAAGUGUUAAUUACAAUGUUUUAUGUUAUAAAAUAAUUAUAGUAAGUCUUCUGUAAAUAUAACACAUAGGCGCAGAAUGUUUAGGUUUUGCUGCAAGGAAUGUGGUUUUAUCUUUAUUCCAGCAAAAUUGUCAAUAAACUGUAUUUAUAAAAUAAAUUCAGUUUAAAUUUGUAUUUUAAAUACAAUUUUGAAUAUCAUAUCAAAGGAAUAUCAUAAUUUCAUGAAUGGUCAAGGAGUAACAAUUUCAGUUCUGGUUCGGUUUUUUGUUUGAAUUAAAGAUUACAAAAAUUAAAGAUUUAAUCAGUGUCUGAUGACUUUGGCUGUAACUGUUCUGCAGAAAUCAGAUUGAUCUUGUUCUGGAAGUUUUGCUAUUAAAUAGUAUGCAGUCAACAUUAAAAAAAAAACACACACAAAUUAGACUUGGUGCCUAAUUAAAUUGCUUUUUAUUUAGCCAAUUAAAACAAAAGUACGUAUUUGCCAUAGCAAAACUUUCAAAUGAGCACAUAAAUAAAAGUAUAAUGCAUUUCAGUUUGUCAAAAGUAUUUCAACUUGGACAGUCAUAUAAACUAUUCCUUGUAUGGACAUAUAAAUUUACUGUUUAUAAGUGAUCAGUCAGUCCAUAGAGUUCUCUGAUAUCUAGUUUUACGUUUUGUAAACCACAAUAUAAAACAAUUACCAUACAAUUCCAACGAAUUUCCAAGGUAAUUUAAUAGAAAUAAGAUGAACUUAUUGACCAAAUCUAUAUGCUUGAGUAUGUUGUUUAUUGUUGAAGAUUUACAAAAAAAAACAAUGAAAAUCCUACAGUACAUAAAAAAGCAAUGCCAAAGCAUCGGUGAAGGACAUGACCAAUGUACAUAUCAGUUCUUGAUUAUUGUAAAGUAAUUUUCAUUGCAUACUUGGGGAAUGGAUAGUAAAAUUUUAUGGACGUGGUUGUUUAAUUUAGUAAACAAUCCAUAGGCGUGGUCGGUUUUGAGCGCUAUAUACUGUCAGAAGUAUUAAGACUAGAAAUUACUUUGCUUUUAUCAGCUUUCUUCGCAUAUUAAUGACAAAAAACACAACAUAUUUAGCUAUUAAAAACUAAUGUCCCAGUGCUUGUUAAAGGUUUGCGUAAAUUUAUUUUCUCAAGCUCAAAUAAAUAUAAAAGUACUAACAAAAUAAAGGUGAUAAAGUGGCAGAUUAUUUCGUAAAAAUAACUUUUAUCUUCAUUAUUACUUAACGAAUCUUGAGUUUUAUAAUAUAAAAUUACUUUUAGUGCUCAUUUCUUUGGAAAUUGUCAAUUGCAAAAUAGAUCUGUCAUAUAAUCAAUUAUUGUGGUACUAAUUUAAAUUAUUUUUUAUUGAUUAUUAAAUUUCCCUUUAAUAUGGAUCAUAUGGCAUAAAACCUGACCAGAAGAUGAUUUAAGUUACCUUGACUUGACCUCAAAAACCUAACCUGAUGAUCAUCUCUCAGAAAAAGUGUGUAAAAUAACAAGUAACGUAUCACGUUUGUAAAUAGAAAAUAUUUUUGGCAUCAUUUUAUAAUCUGUUUUUCCUUUUGAAUAUUUACACCUGUAAUACAGCAAGAGUAGUGUAGAUGCUUGGUGCCAUGUGGUAUGUAUAUUUGUCAACAAUAAUGUUUUAUGUAUAUUUUAUUUUAUCGAUGUGCUUGCUGUAAUAUAUACUUAUCAUUAGCUCAAUUGUUUACCCUUUUCUUAGUGUUCUGAUUGUAGUGUAGUCAAAGAAUUCUUGUUUGUUUGUAGUUCUAUAUUGUUUUGCAUGGUAAAUGUUAGGAUGAAUGCCCCUUAACUCUCCGUCAGUUUUUGCAAACUAUUUGCUAUCACUACACUUUUUAAAUUAACAUCUUCUUUCCUUUAUUUGUAUUAUAUUUGACUGUAUGUGCAUUUUUGUAAUGUCUAUUUUUCAGUUGUACAUUUUUAAACUGGGCUGUGCUUGAAAAUUUACUGAUAAGUAAAUUUGCUUUACAUAAAUAAUCAUUAUUGUUAUCUCAUCAUAUGUUUACUGUUUAGUGCAUUGCAUUUGGUACUAAACCAAUAUAAUCCUGUUAAGGUUUAGUAGCUUUAUCAUCAUAUUUAUUUAAUUGCUUUUACGUUGAUUGUUAUUGUUCAGUAUAUAUUGAUUGAUGUGGAACCGCAAGUGGUGUUCUCGACGACCUGUCGUAGUACAGACAUUCCUCUUGUGUAUGUAAAUUGAGGAUUGAAAGUAGCUAGUGUGUGGGGUAUCUGAGACACCGAGUUGUGUUUGUAAAUACAUUGUAUAAAUCAAUUAACUGCUGUGAAAGAAAGAAAGAAGACAGUUUGCUAGUGUAACUAAACUAUUGUUGUGGAUUAUGUAAUUAAUUGCUACACGCAAAUUUUUAUGGACACAUUUUAGGCAAUUAAAAUUAGCAAAAUUUUUAAGCUUGACGGCGAUGAUACGAGUGUGAUUACAUCUUGUUCGUAGUGAACUGAGCUUACUUGUUAAUAAAGUUUUUAAGUGCUACCCUGCACGUACAUUUUGUAUAAAGUAAAUUCAAGAAAAUAAAGAUGUAUGAUAAUAACAAUUAGUAGUAACAUAUCAUACAAUGUAAAAAAGCAAAAAAUUAUAUACUAUAUAUAUAUAUAUAAAUAUAUACACCUGUUUUUGCCUUGUUAGUUAAAUAAGUUUACAGUGUUACAAUGUUGAACUAAAAGGAAUUGAUAAAAUGUAAUAAAAAAUGAGCAUAUUGUAAUAUUGUAAGUUGGUGCUAGGAAGGUGUAAGUACUUGUGUGUAUUAACUGAUAUGAAUGAAAAUAAAUCUUGUAUAAUGAUUUGUA